AUGGAUUUAGCAACGAGUCUUACAAAAAAAGUUAGAAAGAGUUCAGUCCCCCAAAACUAGAUUAGCGAAAAGAGUAGUAUUGGUGGAGAAAGAAGCUCCAUCGGAAGUAGUCCCAUUAAAUAUGCUAAGUCUCGUGUUUAAACCUCUAGCUAGAAUAGGAAUGAAGACUUUAAAUUGACAUCCUUACCCUUUCAUUAGUUUCACAAGUAAACCUAUAAUGCUUUCAAAUCACCUUUAAAUGGAAGUUUUCAGGGUUCUACCGCAAAUAGCUAAAAGACCAAUGGGCUAAAUGAUACCAAGCUUGAGAAGGAAUAGCUAGACUAGCUUUAUGAUACUCUUAAUAGGUUUUACUAAUCUGAGAAAUAAAACUAGCAUUUAAAGACUUAAUUGCAAUAGCUAUAGAGUUAGCUCAAAGAAGACUCAAACAUAAAAUAAAAGUUAAGGCAAAAUAAAGAACUUAAAGAAUAUCUUAUAUAGCAAAUAGUUGACAAGCAAUUCAAAAAGAGCAUUAGCAAGCAGCAUGAGAUAGCCAAGGAUCAGUAGUACAAUUCUAAGUUUCAGACAGUUGAUACAAAUUUGGUAAGUGUGUUUCCAAAGAUCACUGAAACUCCGAAACAUCAACAUAAAAGAAUGGUUAAGGAUUAAUAGAAUUAGUAUAACCAAUAAUUAUAAGAACAAAUAAAAAACAAUAAACUGUUCUCUGAUUUGGAAAGAUAGAGGGAGAUUUUUGAGAAUCAUUAAACAAUGAAGCAUGAAAAUAAUUUCCGCAAUAAGAAUGACUAGACAUUGAAUGAUAUGAGAUAUAAGUAUUAAGAGUAGGCAAAAAAAGAGUGGGAAGCUAAUAUGAGAGCUAAAAACAUAAAAAACAAAGUCGAUAUUGAUGUUGAUAAACUAUAAUAUGAGAUUAUUCAUGGCAAAUAUAUGAAUUCACCUAGUAGACUUUCUAAGUAAACCGAGCAAAAUUUUUCACGCAUCGACUAAUCCUAAGCUAUCAGGUCAAAUGAUUUAUAGUUUUACAAAACAAAUUUCAUGAAUGAAUCAAACCAUCAGAAUAUCUUCCAUGACUCAUCUAAUGGUAUAAAUGAUGGAAAUAGAUUCUUGAAUCAUAAUAAGAAAAAUCUCAAUUCUUGUAAUUUUCUAACAUAAGCUGGACCAAUAAAUAACAGAACUCCAAGGACUCUAUAUUAAGAGAAUUUUAUUAAUAGCAGAGGGUUUUACAACAGACAAUCAUUAAAUCAUUCUGUUGAAAGCUUUCAUGAUAUAAUUGAAGUUGAGUCCUCUUAAGAUCAUGAUGAUGAAGGUGAUGAUAUUAAAGGUGGAGUAGAUAAAAUGCAAACUGUUGUUCAAGAAUAGGUUUUCGAGGAAGAUCAACUAACAAACGAUUAGAAUAAUACUAUAAAUGAUUAAACUAUCUAAGAUAACAACGGCAAUGAGGAUCAAGAAAAUGAUAAUUAAGCAAUAGAUUAAAACCUUGAACUUAAAAAGAACAUAAUUGAUGAGUCAGGUUAAGCAUACUCUGGUAUUAAAAAUGAAAGAUCUAGGAUGCCACCUUAGAACAUUAAUAGUCAUUAAUCUGGCAAAUUAUCAAAGAACAAUUUAGACAGGUUCAAUCACACACUUUUUUCAACAAAGUCAAACCACUUUAGAGGGUUGAGUGAAACUGCCUCAACAAUAUCAUCGAAAUUGGUUUAGGAAAAAGUAAAAAAAUUUACUUAGCAAGUGAUCCCACCUUCUCUUGCCUAAUAAGAACUAAAUUUAAAUAAUCUUUAAUUUGAUGCUUUGCAGAGAUUCCUCAAGUAAUUGGAAGAUGAAGCUAUCGACAUAAAAAGAGCUGCUAAAGUUUAAAGACAAAAUAAUAGAGAGUAUGAUAAGAGAGUAGUUGAUGAGGAGAAGCAUAUUCAAAAUGUUAAACAGACUUUUAAGAAAAAUAUUCUACAGCAGAUUAAGCAAAAUUCAAUUCAAAAUAAGGAGAUGAGACAUCUAGAUUUAACAAAGCCUCAUAUUGAAGGUAAUGAGGGCUACCCACCUAGACCAGAACCAACUAGAGAAGAAGCUCACCUACACAAAAAAGUUCAGCAAUAAAUAACUAAGAUAAAUCUAGAAACUUAAAUGAAAGAAAAGGAAUUAAUGAAUAAGACAAUGGGUCAUUUUAAUAAAACUGAGCAGCUUAAAGACAUAUUCGAUACUUAGAAAAAGCUAAAUGAAGAAGCAAUGACUACUAAAAAUAAAUAUCUGAACAGAAAAUAGGAAUUGGAUGAUAUUUGGCAGAAAACUUAGAAGAUAAAAUCAUUAAAGAAAAAGCUGUAGAAUGAACUGGGAAUAUCAUUUAAUGAUGAUAAAAUAAAACAAAUGAUGCAAUACUCCUAUGGAAAUGAAUUCUUUACACCAAAGAGAUCUUAGGCGCUAAGUCUGGAACAAAUGAAAGAGUAAGAAUAUGCCGAUCAGAAGUAAAGACAAGAGAAAGAGAAAAAUAUAACUCGCUAGGUUUAUGAGAUUAAAAAAAGAGCUAAUCUUACAACAGCAGGGUCAUUAAUAAACAGCCAAUACAUAACAAAUAAUGAAAAGAAAAAUUAAGAUAGCGAGACUCAGUCAACUUAGAUGAAAAGUAAGAUGAAUUAGGAAGAGACAUUCUCGAGGAUGUAAAGCAUUCAAAAGAAAAUUGAGUAGCAAAGAGAUAUUUAGUCAAAAUAUCUUAACUAAAGAAAUAAGUCUAUUUCAACAAUAGAAAAGUCUGGACUUGAUUUAAGUAAUCAAGGUCCAUUCACCAAACUUACCCCAUUAAAUACAAGUAAAAUUAUUUGGAACGCAAAGCAGCAUUAAGAUAUCAGAUCGCAGGAUAGAAUUCCUUGGGACGAAAAGUUCAAGUCGCAUAAUCAGAAUUUCAACAGCACUAAGAAUGCAAUGAGAAGCACUAACUAUUAAUGA
Molecule: messenger RNA, 2925 nt
Organism: Stylonychia lemnae
Lineage: Eukaryota; Ciliophora; Spirotrichea; Sporadotrichida; Oxytrichidae
Source: the annotation of a GenBank genome assembly